AUGACCAACAUAAGCAAGUCACUCUUCAUAGACGAGAUCGAGAAGGCAGAGCCUCUACGGAAGUUCAGCAUGCCGCAUUUCAUAUCCUUUAAAGGAGAUGGAGACCCAGAGAGGCACCUAAAGUACUACCGCAACGUGAUGAUCCUUUAUUGGAACAACAAUGCCCACAUGUGCAAGAUAUUCACCACAACUUUACAAGACGAGGUGAAGAAGUUCGAUCACUUAUUCAACAUUAAGAAUAACCCAAAGGAGUCGCUCCGUGACUAUGUGAAGAGGUUCAAAGCAGAAAAAGUGAAGAUAGUCGAAUGCAACGACUCAAUAGCUAGUGCAGCCUUCCAAAAAGGACUCUUAGUAGACCACCUGCAAUUCGAAGAAUUGAUCAUGAAAGAAGAUCUAAUUCUAGCAGAUUCAUUUUCUCUGGUAGAGAAGCAUGCACUUUGGGAUGAGGCUCAGCGAGCAGACAAGGCACUCGAAUAA
Messenger RNA from Pyrus x bretschneideri (Chinese white pear), 477 nucleotides. RefSeq lists its product as uncharacterized. The record is from RefSeq and is a predicted model, not a curated record. The transcript has 2 exons. Lineage: Eukaryota; Viridiplantae; Streptophyta; Magnoliopsida; Rosales; Rosaceae. The coding region runs from base 1 to 477 and encodes 158 amino acids.